UCCAGCCACACUCAGGUCAGGACCUGUGGCACCUUCAGGCCAGGGGCAGUUCCCCUCCAGGAUGGACCCCAAGAGGUACCUUGGGAUGGGGGUGUCACCUCUGGGGGCUCCUGUCGUGGCAGAGAGGGGUGCUGGGAGGGAGCCCUGAUCCUAGGAACUGAGCUCAGCCUGUGCUCAGGAAUUCCACAGAACCGGGAUCCAGCAGGAGUCCGGAGGAAAUGAUCCUUUUCCUUAAGAAAUGCAAAUCUGAGCAGAAUGACUUCCCAGGAACCAAAAUGGAAUUCUGAGCCGAGCUUCCCUGUGGGAGUGGCUGCCAAGCCUGGGGGUGUCCUGAGACAUGGGACAGAACCUGGGAACCACCCAGGAAUUGGAAGGGCUCAACCUGGAGCAUGGCCUGGACACUGAGAUUCCACAUCUAGGCUGUAGGGAUGGGGGGACCUAUGGCACCUGGAUGAUAUGGUGAUUGGGGGAUACAGAGAGGCUGUGACCACAGCACCUGGGAUUUGGACAUGCAGACAUGUGGGGAUGCUGUGCCUACAGCAGCUGGGAAUUUGGGAUGCUGGGAUUUGGGGAUGCUGUGCCCACAGCAGCUUUGGUGCUGUUUUGGCAGCCCCGAGCUUUUGGGGUAGCUGCACAAACUGAGCUGCUCUGUCUGGGACACCUGCCAAAGGAGGCUCUGUUGUUCAGGGAAAACACCCCAAAAACGCAGGGUGAAGCGUGGGACCUUGAGUGCUGGAGCUCAGGGGCUGGGCGUGGCCAGGCUGGGCUAGGAGGGGCCCCAGGCCACCACUAGUCCCUGCCCACUGCAGAGCUCAGCUUUAAAGGUCCCUCCCAGUCCAGACCAUCCUGCAGUCUCAAGAGUCCAGGUUUUGCAAUUCCUGAAGGAUGCAGCUCUGGGGGGAGGCACAGGCCAAGAGGCUGCUUGGGAUGGGCUUCCACAGCAGAGGGCUCACAAACUCCAGCUCUGGGUUGGAGGAGGGGUCUGAAACUCGAGCUCUCCUCAGACCAGGGCCCCCUGUGUGCUCGGAGCUUGACUGUGAUAUCCAAAUCCAAGGGGAAAGAAUAGCCUGUGACUAUUGGCAAAAACAAGGAAUGGGGAGCAAGGAUGCAGUGGCGCGUGAAGAAACAAGUGACACAGAAGACCCUGUCCAGGAGAGGAAGCUGUACCUGCAGGAGGAGUGCAGGAUCCUCACACAACACCUGGACACGUACCUGGGGAGAGCCGAGCAGCUCCUGCAGGGAAACAAACGCCUGGAAAAGGAAGCCCAGGGCACUCAGGAGCAGAGCCAGUCCUACCUGUCCUGCGGAGCAAAGCUCAGCCAGGACCCUCCGGGUAUGGUCAUCACCCUGAACGAGCAGAACUGCCAGGAUCUGGCCCAAAUCCAGGCGCAGAAGGAGGAGCUGGUCCCACAGUACACUGGCAAGGAGCAGGAGGUGAGGAGCGCCCUGAAGGACACGGAGGCCGAGGCCUCGCUCCUGGACACGGAGCUGGGGGAGCUGGAGCCCUACAAGGAGCAGAAGGUGUGGGCGGAGCAGAAGGUGAAGGCGCUGGAGAAGGAACUGCGGAUCACCAGGAUCCGCUGUGCUGAGGAAACCCACGCCAUCAGGAGCAGGUUCCUGCAGGAAAAGGCGGAUUGCGAGCAGGAAUUCCAGCAGAGGAUGCAGGAGCUCACCUGGGGAGCAGAGGAGGUGGCGCUCCAGGCUCUGAUCCAGCACGUGGAACAGGUGAAAGCAGAGAACAGGCUCCUGCGCCAGGAGCUGCUUGGCCUCCUGCAGCACUGCCAGCUGCUCAGGGACACCAAAAUCCAGCUGCACGACCAGCAGGAGCAGCUGCUGCGGGAGAGCCAGUGCGCCCAGCGGGCAGCGCGGCUCAUACGGGCACGGGGCCCACGGCAGGGACCACCUGCCCUGCUCACCUGCCAGGGGGGCCCACGGACCCCAAAUCGCCUGGCUGCCACCUGGAGGAACUAA
Cinclus cinclus is the source of this 1971-nucleotide messenger RNA. RefSeq names its product coiled-coil domain containing 166 (gene CCDC166). The coding region runs from base 886 to 1971 and encodes 361 amino acids. NCBI's taxonomy places the organism in Eukaryota, Metazoa, Chordata, Aves, Passeriformes, Cinclidae. The transcript has a single exon. The record is from RefSeq and is a predicted model, not a curated record.